Messenger RNA from Cannabis sativa, 2540 nucleotides. RefSeq lists its product as uncharacterized. The coding region runs from base 665 to 2179 and encodes 504 amino acids. NCBI's taxonomy places the organism in Eukaryota, Viridiplantae, Streptophyta, Magnoliopsida, Rosales, Cannabaceae. The transcript has a single exon. The record is from RefSeq and is a predicted model, not a curated record.
UUUUUAUUACUAAAUUAUUUUUAUUAUUAUUGUUAUUACUUUAGAGAUUUUGAUAAGGGCUGAAGUGUAUCAAGGCAGAAAGUUCAAAGUCAAAGUGAGUCGAUGAUUUUUUGUUUUGUUUUUUCAAAUAGUUAUACGGAGAAAAAUUAUUUGUGGAACACGCUACGAGACAUACUCUAUGGAUGCAACAUCUUGCUUUCCAUUCUCUGUAUCCCUUGUGGGUUUCGAAGAUUUCAAGAGAUUCGAAUGGCUAGGUUUGGAUAUAGUCUUUCUUUAGCGUUUCGUAACAAUCUCUUCCGUCUUUUCUUUCUCGUUUUCUACAAAGUUUGAGGUCAAACAGAUUUGAUUUGAUUUGAUUAUAUCUACUUCUUCGAUACUUGGUUUUAAAUUUUUGGAGUUUAUUUUCUAUGGAUCUCUUUCAUUUACGUUUUCCUUUACCCCAAUUUGUACUUAUUUUGGUUCAUUGUUCUGGAUUUUGAUGUGGGUGUGUGAGAAAUUUUGUUAUUUGAUUGUAAACCUAGGCUUUUGAUGGAGGGGAGAUAUAGUGGGGAUUGAAUGUUGAAGGUGUUUAUAGGGUUGUUUACUUGAAUUAUUUUUGGAAUUGCGAUGAUAUAUCCGCCGCCGACUCCGAGAACAAUAAAACCCUCCAAGGAAUUGAAUUGAAAUGGGAGAUUCACGCCUUACUUCCCUUUCAAUGGAGAAUCAUCACCCUUCCACCAUGUUGUCCAUGGAUUCCAGUGCCUCCUCCUCUCACGACGAAUUGGAUUUGGAGAUGAAUCGCCAAAUCAUGCCCUCUCACCCUCCAGAUAUCAAUCUACCUCUCUCAGUUGAGGGCAGCCCUCCUCAACAACCCUGGAAUAUCGACUCUUGCGAUAUUUUAGAUGUUGGGCUCUCUUCACAAGUCUGCGAGACUGAAACUUUGAUCAGUAUUUCCAAGAUUGGCCGGAAAUGUGCCAAGCGAUUGGAUAGCAUAUGGGGUGCUUGGUUCUUCUUUACUUCUUACUUCAAGCCUGCGCUCAAUGAGAAGUCCAAGGCCAAAACUAUACGCGACCACAAUGGAAUUUCUGGGUUCGAUAAAUCUGAUCUUAACCAUGACGUGUUUAUGGUCCAGCAUGACAUGGAAAACAUGUAUAUGUGGGUCUUUAAGGAACGACCUGAGAAUGCACUAGGUAAGAUGCAGCUGAGAAGUUACAUGAAUGGUCAUUCUCGCCAAGGGGAACGCCCCUUUCCAUUUAGUGUUGAUAAGGGUUUUGUUCGAUCUCACAGGAUGCAGCGCAAGCAUUAUAGGGGUCUAUCAAAUCCUCAGUGUGUGCACGGAAUCGAGGUUGUUCCGACCCCCAAUCUCACUGGUUUCAGUGAGGAAGAGCAGAAACGGUGGGUGGAGCUUACUGGUAGGGAUUGGAAUUUCACAAUACCUCAUGAAGCAAGUGAUUUCAGUUCAUGGAGAAACCUUCCAAACACUGACUUUGAGCUUGAAAGGCUGCCUUCCCCCAUAAAAAACACCUCAAAUUCACAUCCAAUGAAACUGCUUAACGGGUCUGGGCUGAAUUUGUCAACACAUCCAUCCAACCACAAUAGUUCUGAUGUGGUAGAUCUUUCACCUGUCAGCAGCAAAAGAAGGAAGGGCUUUUUUCCAAAUGGAAACAGUGACGAGUGCUGUUUGGCGAUUAACCCUCCAUCUAAUGGUAUCCCAGAUGCAGAAAUUCACCCAAAUGGACCAAACUGGUUGAAUGACUUUAGUGGGGUGAUGAAGGAUGUGUAUGGGCCUGUUACUGGGGCGAAAACAAUUUAUGAGGAUGAUGAAAGCUAUUUGAUUAUUAUUAGCUUGCCUUGUGUUGAUCUUCAAAGGGUAAAAGUUUCAUGGAGAAAUACGCUCACACAUGGUAUCAUCAAGGUGUCCUGUGCUAGUACAUCUCGCACGCCAUAUAUUAAGAGACAUGAUAGGGUUUUUAGGCUUACAGAUCCGUCAUCUGAGCACUGCCCACCAGGAGAGUUUGUUAGAGAAAUACCACUUUCAACCCGAAUCCUUGAGGAUGCUAACAUAGAAGCUUACUACGACGGGCCAGGAUCUGUACUCGAGAUUGUGGUGCCAAAACUUCGAUCAGAGCCUGAAGAGCACGAGAUUCGUGUUUGCUUUCGUCCUCACCUUGGAGGCAAAAAUGACCUAAUGUUUACUUGACAAAAGAAGCGAAGAGACUUGUAAGGAUCGAAGCUGUUAUGCAGAGGCUUAAUUGUUUGCUGAACUCUGUAUUAUACAAUGUAUUUUUAUAAAAUAGAAUGGUUUUCUUUUCUUCUUUUUUUUUUUUUUUUUUUUUCAUUUCACAUUUAUUUAGAGUUUUGGCUAUGGAUGUUCUUGAUAUUUAGAACAUGCGCUUGGCUCUAGUCAUUGUUGUAGAGGUCUUUGGUAGUGGCGCAUUGCCUUGCAUAUCUUUUGGGUAGUGAAUUAUGAUGAGUAUGUUCAGUAUUGUGGAAAACUUAGACAUGUGAACAAGUAAUUAAUUACAAAUUGAAAUAUUUCUGGCACUUGGUAGAGUGCAUAA